AUGCAUUCCUAUAUCCGGCCGGAUCAGUUCGUCGCUAUCUGCCUACCGUCAGACCAGACCCGAAUUGUCAAGGUGAUCCCCGAUACCAUAGUUCAAUUGGGCAAAUAUGGCAGCUUCCCCGCGAAUCAGAUUCUUGGGCGGCCUUUCUACGUGACCUAUGAGCUUCUGGACUCCCCCGAAAGUGAUGGCCAUCAAUUACGGGCUGUUACGGCUACCGAAUUGCAUACCGAAACCCUCAUCGCCGAAGGUGAGGCCGAUGGCGAGGGGGAGGACCUGGAGAUGGGCGGCGACGGGAUCCCCAUGCGCACCAACCGCGAGACGUUCGACGAUUCAUCCAGCCAGCGGUUGACCGUGCAGGAGAUCGAGGAGUUGAAGCAGGAGGCCUCCGGGUCGGGAAGGGAGAUUGUCGCAAAAAUCCUGGAAUCGCACUCGGCACUGGACCAGAAAACUGCAUUCUCCCUGGCCAAGUACACAUUGCGGAAGCGCAAGAAGUACAUCCGGAGGUUCACAGUGCUCCCGAUGGAUGUGGGCCUCCUCACCAAUUACAUGCUGGAAGAGCGAGACGCUCAGCGGACGAUGGAGUUGCGGGACGAGCACAUUGGGCUGAUUGGGUGUUGGGGCAAUGUGCACCACAGCGGGGACGCUACCUUCAAUUCCAUUUCGACGGUCCAGCCAAAUGGCCGCUAUUUGGUGGUUGAUGAGACAGGGGGGCUCGUCGUCGCUGCCAUGGCCGAGCGCAUGGGGAUCCUGUACCCUCAUGAUGGCGAAGAGGAUUCGGUGGACGAGCAAGACCCUCCUCCCGGUGAUAACGGAGGUGAAACCAGGGAAACUGAGGUGCCCACGAAAUCCCGGCGCAACCGCCGCGUGCCAAUGUCGGCUUCGGGAAACACCAUCACUGUGAUCCACGCGUACUCACAACCCAACCUGUCACUCCUGAAGUAUUUCGGCUAUGACACGAACAACCCCGACGAAUCUCAUCCACUGCACACCCACCUCAAAACUGUAUCUUGGAUGCAGCUGGUCGACCCCAGUGCAGAUCCCAUCUACUCCAACGAACCACCCGUCAUCCCUGCCACGGAACUGGCCUCCCUCAAGCAGAACAAGCGCGCCACAUAUUAUCAUAAGCGCACUCGAUGGGAGAGAGUCAAGCGGGUUGUGGAUGAGGCCCGUGCCGGCGAUUUCGAUGGUCUCGUGGUGGCCACGCUGCUGGAGCCUCCAGGCGUUUUGAAGAACCUUGUCCCGCUCCUGGCGGGCUCGGCUUCGGUCGCCGUCUACUCGCCGACAGUCGAGCCGCUCGUCCAUCUGAUGGACAUGUAUUCCACCGCGAGGAGAACGGCGUUCAUCAAUCGCAAGCGGGAUCUGGAGGCUCAGAAUGACGGCACCGUCGAUCUCUCCCAGCUGGAUGAGGAGUUCGAGGUCGAUCCCACGCAGCUCCUCCCGCCAACCUUGCAAACCUCGCGCGUGCGCCCCUGGCAAGUUCUGCCGGGCCGCACUCACCCUCUCAUGACAGGACGUGGUGGAGCCGAAGGGUAUCUCUUCCAUGGAAUUCGGGUCGUUCCCACGACCGUGCAUAUCCAGGCUGCAGGUGCAGUUCGAAAACGACGGAAAGUGGCCACAUCCACUCCGGCCAGCGAUCGAGAUGUGGACAUGGCGCCCUAA
Molecule: messenger RNA, 1659 nt
Organism: Penicillium alfredii
Lineage: Eukaryota; Fungi; Ascomycota; Eurotiomycetes; Eurotiales; Aspergillaceae
Gene: trm6
Product: tRNA 1-methyladenosine methyltransferase subunit GCD10
Exons: 2
Coding region: 1-1659 (552 amino acids)
Biological process (GO): tRNA methylation
Cellular component (GO): tRNA (m1A) methyltransferase complex; nucleus
Source: RefSeq, a predicted model, not a curated record